This is a messenger RNA of Alligator mississippiensis (American alligator), 3692 nucleotides long. RefSeq names its product solute carrier family 11 member 2 (gene SLC11A2). Gene Ontology annotation, molecular function: manganese ion transmembrane transporter activity; cadmium ion transmembrane transporter activity; iron ion transmembrane transporter activity. Gene Ontology annotation, biological process: metal ion transport. The record is from RefSeq and is a predicted model, not a curated record. The coding region runs from base 96 to 1847 and encodes 583 amino acids. NCBI's taxonomy places the organism in Eukaryota, Metazoa, Chordata, Crocodylia, Alligatoridae. The transcript is spliced from 17 exons. Gene Ontology annotation, cellular component: plasma membrane.
GGCCCAGCCCGGCCGUGACCUCUGACGUCAUCGAGCCGCGCCUGCGGCAGGCAGGAGCCGGGACAUGGCGGCGCGGCGGCGCCGGCGGCUGAGGAAUGGCCGAUAACCUGGCCUAUUCUAAGGAUUCCCCAGCCAGUCAGAGAUCUUCCACCAUGGCGCCUGGCAGGGACCGGAAAGCAUCCUACGAAGAAGCCCCAGGAGAUGAUGGGGAGGUCGUCACUACAGUCUGCAACAGCGCAGGUGCCAUCCAAUCUGCCGAGUCCAUGGAGGAGCCAUUCACCACCUACUUUGAUGAGAAGAUCCCCGUCCCUGAGGAUGAAGUGCAAUCAUGGUUCAGCUUCCGCAAGCUCUGGGCUUUCACAGGGCCUGGUUUCCUUAUGAGCAUCGCCUACCUUGACCCAGGAAACAUCGAAUCAGAUUUGCAGUCGGGCGCUGUUGCAGGGUUUAAGUUGCUUUGGGUUCUCAUGUUGGCCACCAUCAUUGGUCUCCUCCUGCAGCGUCUGGCAGCGAGGCUGGGAGUAGUGACGGGGCUACACCUUGCUGAAGUGUGUAACCGGCAGUAUCAGAAGGUCCCUCGAAUUAUCUUGUGGCUGAUGAUUGAGCUCGCUAUCAUCGGAUCGGACAUGCAAGAAGUCAUCGGCUCGGCAAUCGCUAUUAACCUCUUGUCUGUUGGGAGGAUCCCUCUGUGGGGAGGUGUGCUCAUAACCAUCGCUGAUACGUUCAUGUUUCUCUUCCUGGACAAAUACGGCUUGCGGAAGCUUGAAGCAUUUUUUGGCUUUCUAAUUACCAUCAUGGCACUCACGUUUGGAUAUGAGUAUAUUACAGUAAAACCAGACCAGGGACAGCUGCUGAAGGGGAUGUUUUUCCCUUACUGCCAAGGCUGUGGCACCCCUCAACUAGAACAAGCCGUGGGAAUCGUGGGCGCUGUCAUCAUGCCACACAACAUGUACUUGCACUCCGCUUUAGUAAAGUCAAGGCAGGUGAACCGGGCAAAAAAGAAGGAAGUGCAAGAAGCCAACAAGUAUUUCUUCAUCGAGUCAUGCAUCGCUCUCUUCAUCUCCUUUCUCAUCAACAUCUUUGUCGUCUCUGUCUUUGCUGAAGCUUUCUUUGGGAAGACUAAUGAACAAGUGCUCGAAACCUGCAUGAACACCAGCAGCCCGUACUCUGGGCUCUUCCCACCCAACAACAAAACCCUGGAAGUGGAUAUCUACAAAGGGGGUGUCGUUCUGGGUUGUUACUUUGGGCCUGCUGCUCUCUACAUCUGGGCAGUUGGAAUCCUGGCUGCAGGUCAGAGCUCUACAAUGACUGGAACCUACUCCGGGCAAUUUGUCAUGGAGGGAUUCCUCAAUCUGAAGUGGUCGCGCUUUGCUCGAGUGCUCCUUACCCGCUCCAUUGCUAUCACCCCAACACUACUGGUUGCCAUUUUCCAAGAUGUUGAACGGUUGACAGGGAUGAACGACUUCCUAAACGUCCUCCAGAGCUUGCAGCUGCCCUUUGCCUUGAUCCCUGUCCUUACCUUCACGAGCCUGCGACCUGUAAUGAAUGACUUUGCCAAUGAACUAGGCUGGAAGAUUGCUGGCGGCGUGCUCAUCCUCAUUGUCUGCUGCAUCAACAUGUACUUUGUGGUGGUGUACGUCAUGGCCCUGGGACACGUUGCCUUGUACGUGGUGUCUGCAGUCGUCUGUAUUGCCUACCUGUGCUUUGUAGCUUAUUUGAGCUGGCUGUGCCUGAUUGCUCUCGGAGUCUCCUUCCUGUCUUGCGGGCAAACGUAUCGGCUGGGAUUCAAAACUCACCCUGAACUCUUCCUUCUGAAUAAUGUCGAUGCAGACUCGGUUGUGAAUAGAUGACUUCCUGAGCUGCGGUAGGCAGAAUGGAUGGGUUUUUAUUUGGAAGCCCCGUGGUGCUGCAGAAAACUACUUACCCUCCUUUUUUCGUUAGCUCAGAAACGGGUACAGUCAAGGAUCACGAACAACGCUAAGAUUUCCUGCAGGGAGUGCAGGAUGCAACUGUUGUGUUAAUGUGAGUGUUACAUGGAACUUACAGGUGCUGCACUUUACAUCAGCCUUGAAAGCUGUCACAAGACCAGCGAAGAGCCACGGUCAGGCUAAUUUCAUACCCCCACACACCCCACUGGUAUUUUUUUUUUUUUAGCUAUUUUAUUCUUUUCUUUAAAUAUUUUUUGAUACAAGUAAAUAAUCUGGGUGGAGAAUUACUGGGAUUUUGAUAUUUUAUUAAUUUUUUCAGAUUUGAUCUUGUCCUGCCUGGUGUUUCUUAGGCUAAACGACAGGACACUGUGUUUUAUUUUUCUGACUUUUGAAAAAUGGCAAACUUGUCUGGUUGGGCAUUAUUUGAGGGGGUUUUUUUCCGUUUGAUUGCAAGUGGAGAUGACAUGGCGAGAAAUAAUUAACCAGAAGACUGUGAAACUAAAGGUCCCUGGAGACUAAGGAAGAAGCAUGCUUGCUGUCUGUAUAUUGCUCAGGGCAUGUUAUUCUGAACAAGCAGGGCUGGGUACAAGGUGAUCUGCUCUUUUAUCAUCCCCUUCCCUCUCCAGAAUGCCCCAUGCCAGCUAUCCAGAUACUUGCAUGACCUCCAGUAGCUGAACACCUGCCACUUCAGACCUCUCCAGCCUCUGCUGUGGCCAUCUGAAGAGGCCCCACACUUCAAGAGAAUGGCCCACCUCUCUUUCCCACUGGCCUCUUCCCCAUGUGGUCUGUUCUUCAGUAUCUGUUCUGUGCACCGUGGUUUGCUCCCCCCAACAAUGUUGCUGAAUGCUGCUGUAAUCACAGCACAGCUGGGACGGGAGAAUACAAAAAGGUUAGCGUAAUGUGUUCCUUCCAACAUGUGAUUUCUCUGCUGUCAGGAGUCCCAACACUUUGACUGACAAGCAGUGUGUUGAAAUGUUUUGCUCUUAAACUGUACUUUUAGAUUUUAAAACCAAAAUCCAGGUUCUUUCUAGAGGCAAUGCAAGCUUAGACUUCAGAGGAAUGCCUGAUGAGAGAACUGUAGAAUACUUGGUUCAAGCAUCUCUGUGUACUUUUAGGAGCGAAGCUGAUCUCUUCAGUGUGAUCUCCCAGUGGCAUGUGCCACGUGCCUGUGAAGUGCUAACUAGAGAACUUCAGAAAUGACUUCACAUUAGGCUCUAUGGUUAGCCCCCAUGCCUGAAUAAACCAUGUACCGCUCUCAUCUACAAGUGAAACAUGGCCUUUGAUCUGCCCUCUGUUCUGGAGGGAGUUGGUUGGUUGAAUUUUCACAGUUCAGAACAUCACAGACUUGGCACAUGUGUUAUACACCAGCUUUGUGUGUUCGUGGCAUUUCAGGAAGCCUCGAGCGGUACUCGGAAUCGCGUCUGAGCAUUGGAAGUUUCCAAACUCAGAAUCUGAAGCCAUGGAGAGAGAGAGCGUGUGUGUGUGACUUUUUCCUUAUGGGCUUGUUUGUUUUUUUCCUUCAAAUGGAUAAAUGUGCUAAGAUCUCUGAGACACAAUUUUCUUCGCAUGAAAGUCAUGCUGGAUUAUAUUUUUCCAAAUUUGCAUCUGGGUUCUGUUCUGGGGUAGCUGUUACUUCUGUUUUUAAUUUGUUUUUUAACCAAUGAAUCAUUUUUGUUCUUCUAAUUUGGCCCUAAUUUAUUAAAUUAUCAUCUGGGUUGUGAAGAACAUGGUGAAGGUCCAGACUUUCAAAUAAACAUGUCAAAUUCA